UUUUCUCUUGCAAUAGAGAUUAGAUUAUAGAAGUACUAUUUAACAUCCGGAGGGAUUUGAUCCGGCGGAGGAACCCCAAAAUCGAUCAAUCAAUCAACCCUGGCUUCGGAUAUAUGGAGACGCCUUUUCCCAAUAGCACGAAGAAACAGUAGGCGAAUUCUUCCUUCUUCAAUAUUCUCUUCAAGAAUAAGAAUAAUGAUAAUGCAAAACAUGAAUCUCUUUAAACUGUGUUCCGCUCUCAGAGUUCUAGGUUACUUCAUGAUUCUCUUAUUCGCCGCUAUUGUUAUCCUAACUUACUACGCCGUCGUUUUCGUUACUUGGGGUCCUCUCUUGUUUCCUUUAUCAUCUUCCUCUUCCUUUUUCUCCGCCUUCUUUAUUCUUCUCUUAUUUCACACUCUUCUUCUUCUACUCACUUGGUCUUACUUUAUGGCCGUUUUUAAUGAUCCUGGUUCUGUUCCUCUCAAUUGGACACCACUUCCUCAACUUCCUGCUGUUGCUGUUCCACCACCUUCAAACGUUGAAUUCGAACUGGAGGAGGCAGCAUCAACAACAACACCUUCCACUGGUCGUUACUGUACUCGAUGCCAAAACGCCAAGCCUCCUCGUUGUCAUCACUGCUCUAUCUGUCAAAGAUGUGUUCUUAAGAUGGAUCAUCAUUGCAUUUGGGUCGUCAAUUGCGUUGGGGCACGAACCUACAAGUAUUUUCUUCUCUUCUUGCUGUAUACAUUCCUCGAGACAACGCUGGUUUGCUUAGCUCUGAUCCCUAGUUUUCUCAGAUUCUUCGGUGUAGGUGGAGCCAAGAAUCAUAAAUUGUCUCCUGGAGGAUUUUCUGCCAUUUUCUUGGCUUCCAUUCUCAAUUUAGCCUUUGCGCUGAGUCUUCUCUGUUUCAUAGUCAUGCAUUUAUCUCUUCUGUUAAGUAACACAACUUCAGUAGAGGUUCAUGAAAAGAAAAAAGGAGUUAGGUGGAGGUACGACGUGGGAAGGAAGAAGAAUUUUGAGCAGGUUUUUGGCACAAAAAAGGCUCUAUGGUUGUUCCCGCUGUUUUCAGAAGAGGAUUUAGAAAACAUACCUGCACUUAGGGGCAUUGAGUUCCCAACCCGUUCAGAUGUUGAUGUAUGAAGAUCAGGGAGCUUGUGAGUUGUAGGCUUUGCACGUCAAUUUUAUAAGAAAAGAUAUGCCAUUUUUUUUCUUAUUUCAUACUGGUUCGACAUAGGGCAUGACAACAUUGCAUUGUGCUUGGUCAUAUUAUAUGUUUAAAAUGAAAAAAUGGUAUGAUAGAUUUAUGUAUGUAUGUAAUCUUUAUAUUCAAUUUGUAUUUGAUUAUUCUUAUUCUUAUACUCAGUUUCAAGAAUCUGGCAUACGAAGGGAUACAAUGUAAAUUUGCUCUUACAUGUGGAAUUAAUUGAUCCGAGUGGCACUUUCACUUUUAUCGGUCAA
Molecule: messenger RNA, 1437 nt
Organism: Medicago truncatula (barrel medic)
Lineage: Eukaryota; Viridiplantae; Streptophyta; Magnoliopsida; Fabales; Fabaceae
Product: probable protein S-acyltransferase 12
Exons: 6
Coding region: 196-1119 (307 amino acids)
Molecular function (GO): palmitoyltransferase activity
Source: RefSeq, a predicted model, not a curated record